AUGGGUGAUACAGUCAAUAGUGAUCGAUCAGGUUCAUCAAAUGGAAUUAUAUGUCUUUUUGAAUAUGGAAAGGGUAUAAAUCUAUGGAACCCUGCAACUAGGCGCAAAUUAACUACACAAGACCGUCCGUCUUGGUGUUCUUGGAAUUCGGCUAAAGGCCCCUUUUAUACUGUAUUUGGAUUUGGAUACGACCCAAUCCUUGAAGAUUACAAGAUUUUGAGGUGGACCAAACCCGAUACAUACGCCAUGUACACGUUGACAACAGACACUUGGUGUGAGAUUCGAGGACCUGCCACUCUCGAUACUAAUGUAGCAUCAAGCCAAUGUCUUUUCAACGGAACUUUGCAUUGGGUUGUUCAAUGCAAGUUAAUCGAUCAGUCAGAAGGCAUGGUAUACAAUUAUCAUAUAAUGGCAUUUGAUUUGAGUGCCGACGUGUUUUCUGCAAUUCCAUUGCCGGAAAAGAGUUGGGGCACGAGGCAAGUAACAAUUAUGAAAGGGUUUCUAGCUGUGAUGUCUUCAGAAGAUGAUAACACUUGCAUUUGGGUGAGGAAAGAAGAGUCGUGGUCUGUGGCUUUCAAUAUCAACACAAUUGGAUUCGGACGAGCAUCCAAAGUUUUGCAGCUUCCUACCAGUGGUUAUUUUCUGUUGAAAUCUUUCCAGAGGGGGGUCCUCGUUUAUAAUCCCGCAACACAUUUGCAGUCAAGGCUUGAGAAGUUGAAGGGUUCUAAACGCUUACAUUCAAUGGAGCUGUGCAUUGAAGGCCUCGGCUUGCUACACAUGGGGACUUCAUGUUAA
Erigeron canadensis is the source of this 795-nucleotide messenger RNA. RefSeq names its product F-box/kelch-repeat protein At3g23880-like. The record is from RefSeq and is a predicted model, not a curated record. Bases 1 to 795 code for a protein of 264 amino acids. NCBI's taxonomy places the organism in Eukaryota, Viridiplantae, Streptophyta, Magnoliopsida, Asterales, Asteraceae. The transcript is spliced from 2 exons.